AUGGACGUAAACAGCAUGCUGGCUCAAGGUGCCCACGCUGUCACCGAGUCAGCUGAUGGCAGGCGCCAAACAAACUCCCACUCCACCCGGCAUACAGGAGCACAGUCUACAAUGCAAACACAAGCCCCACAGUACGGCAACGGCCUCCAUCGACCAUCAAGGGGCAGCAACGGGUCUUCCUACAGUUCCGGACACUACCGCAAUUCGCCUGCCAAGAAAGAGCAGAAGCAUGUUGUCUUCCAAUUGAUCGAUGAACAAGAUCCACGAAUCCAGGCUCGUCUACCAAUGCGUGUUAUGAUCUCCCCUAGCGACUCCACCGAGUCAAUCAUCCCGACCGUGAAGAACUUUUACGGCUUGUAUGAUUAUGGCGUCAGUUUCGAGAACAAGGAGGGCAUCAGCAUGAUUGCUGCGUAUGACAACUUCGAGAACGAUAUGGUAGUGUAUGUACGGACUAUCGCGCAGCCUCCUGCUGCCAAUGGUGGAAACGGUCGUGAGUCGGUGUCGCCGAGAAAGCCCACUCUGGGCGCACCGUUCGAAAUGCGCCCGCCGCAGCUCAACCCGCAUUCGCCUUCGCGCACUGCCGCACGUUCUGCUGGUGUACGUAGUCUGUCACCAGGGUCUGAGAUGGGCAAGCGCAGUGCCUCGGCGGCUCCAGGUGGGAAGCCUCGCAUGCACAGGACCAAGAGCAAGGACAACAGUGUCACAGGAGACGCAGAUGGUUAUAGUAGCGACGACAAUGGAGGAGGCUCGGUCACGAGUUCCAGGCGCUCAAGAACUGAGCACGUCAAUGCCGAGAUCAGCGUGAAUAACAUCGUGGAGGGCGGCAGGCGCAACCGCGCCUUCGAGAGUUCGGAACUCCCUCUCUUCGUACCACCACAAGUACCUGUAAGCGCAUCGAUCUCAUCGAUCUCUCCACAACGGCGCAAUGGUCCAACCACCAUGGCAUCGCCUUAUGCGCAUUCCAACCAGCAGACGUUUGCCUACACUCAGCCUCUGCCGUCGCCACAGAGCUAUGGAGGGAGUGCAAAUUACAUCCAAUCUGCGAUGCCAAACAAUGGCUUCAACAACUACCAGGCCAGUAGACCAUUGCGCAGUAGACCCAUCUCCUAUCCAGCUGGCCGCCACUCUGGUGGGAUCCUGCCUACUCCCGAUCCGACUGUCGGCAGCGCUAUCUCGGAUGAAGACGUCGCGCUGCAACUCAUGCGACUCGGCGACCCUGCUGCGUUCUCGCAUGGCCGUACAUCCACCUCCACUGUCGAUGAUGCGCUCAGCGGCAAGGCAGAGCUUGCUUCCUCCGACGAGGAGUCGAGCGAGGACGAAGCUGAGCAGAAUAGCAACAAGAAGCCGGCCGUACCAGCCUUCCACGAUGCUGGUCCACAGCGGAAGAAGCAGCGUACGAUGAACGAAUUGCCAAGCGACGGCACGAGCGGUGAGGACUAUGAUGAUCAACAAGAUGGCACUUUCAGCAAUGAUGGUGCAGAUGGUAUCCGCAAGAUGAGCAAGCCGAAGAGCAACAAGCCUCGUGCUAUGUCGAUGGGAAAGCCCAAGCUCCUCAAGUCAGCCUCAGUCGGGCUUCCUAAGAUCCCCAUGUCUCCAUCCUCCAUGCCGGCUGGCUCGCGCAAAGGCUCUAUUGCCUCGACCAUUAACUUCCACCAUCAGCUCGGCGAAGGAGAGGACGAUCUCAGCUCCAAGCCACGCUGCCAGCGCUGCCGUAAAAGCAAGAAGGGUUGCGAUAGGCAGCGUCCCUGUGGCCGGUGCAAGGAUGCUGGAAUCGGUAUCGAUGGGUGUGUUAGUGAAGACGAGGGCAACGGGCGUAAGGGCAGGUAUGGAAGACAUAUGGGAGUGCCGAUCAAGAAGGGCGAGGAGGGUUAUGUGGAGGAGGAGGACGAUGAGAUGCAGAUGCAGCAGUAUCCGCCCAUGGGUGUACCUGCCAACGGCUUGUUUCUGGCGCCCGCACUGCCGGACAAGAGCAAGAAGAGGAAGCGGUGA
Recurvomyces mirabilis is the source of this 1989-nucleotide messenger RNA. RefSeq lists its product as uncharacterized. The transcript is spliced from 2 exons. NCBI's taxonomy places the organism in Eukaryota, Fungi, Ascomycota, Dothideomycetes, Mycosphaerellales, Teratosphaeriaceae. Bases 1 to 1989 code for a protein of 662 amino acids. Gene Ontology annotation, molecular function: DNA-binding transcription factor activity, RNA polymerase II-specific; zinc ion binding. Gene Ontology annotation, biological process: regulation of DNA-templated transcription. The record is from RefSeq and is a predicted model, not a curated record.